Trachymyrmex septentrionalis is the source of this 4167-nucleotide messenger RNA. RefSeq names its product microtubule-associated protein Jupiter (gene Jupiter). The record is from RefSeq and is a predicted model, not a curated record. Gene Ontology annotation, cellular component: nucleus. The transcript is spliced from 5 exons. The coding region runs from base 542 to 1282 and encodes 246 amino acids. NCBI's taxonomy places the organism in Eukaryota, Metazoa, Arthropoda, Insecta, Hymenoptera, Formicidae.
AGUAUUUCACGAUCGUGCGCAACCAGCAGCGGGCGAUCGACCAAGCGUAGCGCACGACGUGCACGUUACUCUCUUUAUCUCUCUUUACGCCGACUCUCUCGCACAGCGCGAGUUUCUCGACUUUUCGGAGGUGGCGCCUCCACUUCGCGCUCGCGGCGCCGCAACGUCUUUCUUCCCGCGGGGCCUCACUCGCGCCGUCUCGCUCUCUCAUCCGCGUUCCGUUCUCUAUAUCUCGUUUCGUCUCGUUCUCUCUCUCUCUCUCUCUCCCUCCCUCCCUCUCUCCCCCUGCGCUCGUGCGACGCGACGCGCCGAAUCAUACAAACGGAAGAAGCGCGACAGCGCGUCGUGCGUGACCCAACCCAACUUGACAGUUGACCCGUGUCAUUCACGCUCGCGCGUGUGCCGGUAUAAAUUUUCUUGCGGGUUUCGUCGUUUUCCUCGCAAGGACGGUUUUCACACGACAGAUCUCCGCUCCGGUGUGCUUCGAGGUUAUCGACUAUUAGAGGUUAUCGAGAACAGCGGUUACUGCGGGAGAAGGAAGAUGUGGGCCGGUCAGGACGACACGCAGAGAUUUAAGACCAGGGUGUUGAAACCGCCCGGUGGUGGCAGCAGCGAUAUUUUCGGCGCGGCCCCGGAAGAAACGAGCCCACGGCGCAUCAAGGCCCACAAUCAGUCCCAGCUGAGCUCGGCCCUCUUCGGCGACACCAACGGCACCGACAACGCGACCGCUGCUGUGUCGCCUCGCAGCAACAAGCCCGGUAAUGAUUCAUACAAACGCCUGUUUGGCCCCCCCGAUGCCCCAUCCACCCCAAACGCGAGAAAUCACAUGCGCAGCAAUAUUCCCCUCAGCGGGGGAUCGUCGAUCUCGUCGCUAUCGUCGGGCACCGCGAUGUCGCCCGCGAAGAGCACGACCAGCAGCAAUUCGACAUCAGGCAUCGCCAACGGCUAUGCCAGCAACGGCAGCAACUCCUCCAAUGAUGUGACAGCUUUUAGGAGAAAGAAACGAUUUCGAGGAUUGCCGACGCGCAACCCAGUCACCGGAGACGGAAUCGAGGUGACGCCCGUGAGGCGCAUCCCACGAAAGUAUCGAGAUGGCAAUCCUGUAACCGGAAUCGGCUACGCGUCCGAGUCGCAGAAGAACGGACCAGCCAUGCAGAACGGAACCGCCAGUUCGAAUUCCAGCAACAGCGGCGAGAAGUCGAACGACACGUCGCCGGCGACGGCAAAGCCACCGACGCGCACUCGCGUCCCACCCGGUGGCUAUUCAUCCGGACUCUGGUAAAGAGUGACGUCACCAACGGGGGUUGUAUCCCGCUUCCCUCACCCCCCCCCACUCCACCCCACCCCACCCCUUUCCGAAGGGGAAUAUCUCGAUUAAUUCUUUCGGCCCUGUACUCUUAACCCAUUAAAGCCCGAAAAUAUCCAUCUAGAGAGCCUUAUAAUCGUCGUCCGUAGAAUAUUCUAAACGGAAGUCUAUUUUGCCACCGUCUACCCGGUGCAGCGACGGGGUAAUAUCUUUUCUAUGAUUUUUCUAGAGACAACCUAAUAGAAAGGGGCAAGAUAAUAAAUGAUGGGCUUUAGUGGAUUAACGCCACACAUCACUCUCUUUUGCUUUGUACUAAUUCAAGGAAAUAUACAGAGAAGAGUAAGAACGAACUUUUAUAGGCUUCUUGAUUCUCGAGGUAACUCUUUCGGCCUUCGGAGAGAACAAUAAAAUUGAUUUCACAUGUAACACAUGCUGAUGAUGAAUCGGCAUUCUUUCAAACGAAAACAUUCAGCGAUGUUCAGUUACUAUUAUCUAUUCAGUUACUAUUGUCGGGGCCAAGAGAGUUCAAUGAAAGGGCGGAUGAAAGUAAUGAUAAAAUCGUGGAUACGUUAAUUCCUCAAUAAUUCGCAACACAGAAACGAGCAGUUCGAGCGUCCGACCAACGAUCGAACGGUAGGGAUUGUGUAUUUAAAUUUAUCGAGAUUAGGUACAUUCCUGAAUUUUUUAAAUUCCGACCUCUCGUGACGUACGAGUUCUAUUUCGCGAAAGAUUAAUUCACUGCGUGAUCGGUUGCAUUGAAUAGAAAAUAGAGAAUGAGAGGAUGGAAGCAAAAGUGUUCCCAGAUAUUUAAGCUUCCGCAGCAUUUCUCAGCGUGGACGACGCGUACGAGGGUCAAUGGGUUCCUUGUAAAUUACCGAUCCUUCAGUCGACAACUAUACAGCACGGACUUUAUUGCGUAACUGUAUAAAGGUAGUUAAAGCGAUCAUCACGCGUAAAGCGUACACCUCCGGCUAGAACGCCGUACCGCGUCAGCAUUUAAUAAAUCCUUACUUCGUCGAGAAGCGCAAUUUCUUAUCGGCGAACGAUUUACAUACAGGGUGUCCCAUUCAUCACCGGUCGAUUUGAAUUUCGCGCUAUUUUUAAAACGAUGCCGAAUCUAAGAUCGUGAUUUUUCGUAAUACGCCUGAAUAAUUUGCACGCGUUCUUUCACCGUGUACUUUUCCAUGAUUAAUUUCCCAUCUGUCUAGAUGACAUAUGUGAAGUUUGAGGUUAAUCGAUUUGACGUUUUAAAAAUAGCGCGAAAUUCAAAUCGACCGGUGAUGAAUGGGACACCCUGUAUAAUGAGUCAUAUGAAUAUAAGCGGAGAAUAGAAUAUACUUUUCUUCUUCUUCUUUUAUUAUGGCUCCCAUUCACUGAUAUGUGUCCCCGCUUUUCAAUACGGGUUCAAUACGGCCAGUGAAAUCAACGAAAAAAAUAUGUAAAUCGAAUAAACGUUUCAAGUUAAUACAAGUAUUUGUCAGGAGUAAUCACAAAAGGCGCCUAGUUUCGUCAAAAACUUGAAAAAAAAAAACAUACAUAAGAAAAUAUCUAACAUAGGUAUAUAACACUGACAAGAUGAUAAACAGUCAGCCCUGAAUAAAUUUUUCGUAGCCAUCAAAGAAGUAAUUGGAAAGAGUACCGAUAUUAUCAAUGUUAUUCAUAUAAAUAUUUAAAUACUGUAUCUCUAUUAUUAAUAUUUAAAUAAUGUAUCUAUUACAUGACUUUUUUAUUAUAUAAAUCCUGCAUAAAUAAGUAACGCAUACUUAUAAUAUAUUGUAUCGCAAAUAGGAUAAUGCACGGAAGAUCAUAAUGUUGACAAGCUGUAAAUAAUACGCGUCUAAAAAAUAUUGGAUAAUAAUAAAUUCUAAAAUUAAUAUUAUAUUUAUGGGCUAAUUGUUUACAUUUUAAAAGUCAUACAACUCCUCCGCAAGAUUCUCGAUCUUCAAUAAUAUCUUGUCAGUGGAUAGUCAUAGAUUUGCAACCUUAGAUAAAUUUAAAAAGAAGACAAGUUUGCAUUUGGGACUUGCGAUUUAGUGCUCUACGAUGAGCCUAAAAAAGAAAAGAAAUUAGCAUUUAGUUUUUCUUAAAAUACCUACUGAUAAAUGUCUUUUGCUGUAUCAAUCAUAAUCUGAUCGUUAAAAUUAUAAUAUAACUCGAAAAUUAUAUGCAACGUUUUACGACAUACGAUUUAUUGGUACUCAACUCGAAUGUUUCGAUGUUUUCGUCGUUUUUCAAAGUGUUUGCAGACUUUGAUAAGUAAGAGCAUUGCUCGUUUUAUUCGCGAUUUGUUUCGUUACCGCGGCGUUUUGCUCGUUUCCAGUGUUGCAUGUCAGUUCAUUAAUCCCAUCUCAAGAUGAAGGGCAAUAAUAAAUGUUUACGCAUACAAAAGAGUAUCGAGAUCGUAGAAUCUGCGAUUGUUACUGUAAAAUAUGCGACGUUGAUUAGGAACGAGGACAGAGGGAAAAAAUCGUUGCCAAUCAAUCCUGCCAAACAUCGAAGAGAUACAUUGGAAAAAAAAACGUCAGAACACACGAUUAUUUGGGCUAAUUGAACACUUUGAAUGGAGUAACCGUGAUAUUUUUUCAAAAGGGAGAAGAGAGAGAGAGAGAGAGAGAGAGAGAAAGAUGAAGAAUUUGAGUCGUGAACGACUAGAUCUAGAACGUGAGAGGAAUGGACUGAAAAAUAGCAGCACGUGAAAUUGCGAGAUGGAGACCUCGGAAUUGUACAUUAGAAGUAGGAAUAUGUUAUUUCGAGAAAUAAAAGUGUACUAUGUAUAACUCAUUGAAACCAAGUUUCAAGUGCUUUCUUAAUCUCUCCGUGCCUUCUCGAUCAUAUUGAUACCGUUCGCGCGAACGAUCAAA